GAGUAAAAAAAUACUCCGUAAAAUACGAAGUCCAUUUUCUUGCAAGUAAAUUAGUAAAAAAAAAUACGGAUUACGGAGUAAUAAAUAAGUCGGUUGGCUGGUUCGUUGAGUUUCUUUCCAUAAGAAGAUAGAAGAAGGUCGAGCUUCAGAACUACUGGUUAGUUGGGAGAAACAAAAUGUCUACCUCCGCGGAGAAGAACGAAGUGGCGCCCUUGGAACUCCCUGCUCCUCCUGGCUGGAAAAAAACGCUUAUCCCCCAAGCAGCAGGGAAGAGGAAAAGAAAACAUGAGGUGAUGUUUACAGCUCCAACAGGGGAAGAGUUGACUAGCAAAACACAGCUGCGACAGUAUCUGAAGUCAAACCCUGGCGGUCCUGAACUGUCAGACUUUCACUGGGGGGCUAGUGAAACCCCUAGGCGAUCGGCAAGGAUCAGUGUCAAGGCAAAGGCUUCUCCACCGUCCUCACCUGAAAGAAAAAGGCCUACCAAACGAGGCAGAUUGUCAUUAACUUCGAAGGAGGAUGCCCAAGAGAAUGAAGCAGAAAAGACUGAUAUUGAUUCUGCAGCUGGGGAUCCUGAAAAAGAUGCUGAGGAUAAGGAUGAUGACAUCCAGGAGUCCAAGAUGGAGGACAGUGAAGACAAAAAGAUGCAUGAAACCUUAACUGCUGAUGAUAAGGCAGAAAACGCUCAGCAAACCUAUUUCGAGGACGAUGUCAAAAUUGCACAAGAGAACAAAGAAGAAAAAGCUGAGAAUGAAGAUGAAAAGAGGCAUGAAACCCUAACUGCUGAUGAUAAGGAAGAUAUUGCUCCUUCUGAACAAACCAAUGUUGGGGAAGAUGUCAAAAUGGCAGAAGACACUGAGAAUACUGAAAAUAAGGGUGCCCUAGGCAAAGAAGCAGAAAGUGCUGAGAAUGAUUCUACAGGUAGGGGUCCUGAAAAUGAUACCAAGGAGGAGAUGGAUCUGAUAAAGGAGAAUGAAGAUGAAAACAAACAUGAAGCCCUUACUGCCAAUGAGAAGGCAGCAAUUGCUCGUGGUGAACAAACCAAUGUUGGGGAAGAUGUCAAAAUGGCUGGCAAUGUUGAACAUGAGAAGAAAGACGGUGAGCAUUUCAAGGAAGAUGACCAGGCUACGGAGAAUCAUGAUGAUGCACGUGAAGCUGACAAUCUGGCUAGCGCUGUUGGUGGCAAGCUGCAUAAAGCAGGAGAGGGGGGAAAUGAACUGCCACAGCAGGUUCGUGCCAUGGAAGACCAGAAUAAUUUGGUGAACAACGUCGAGGGAGAAGGAACAGAAAAUGGUGCCAAAACUAACUGAAGGGGCAUACUCAGAGUUAUGACUCCUAGAAUAUGCUUAGCUAUAAGAUAAUUGCAUUGCUUUUGGCCAUCAAUUUGUAAAGUGGUAGAGACGUAGAGUAGGGUCGUACACACUUCACGGCUCUGUUUGAUAUGAAAGGAUUUCCCAUUUCUUGCAUGCAGAAUCGAUAGUCCCCCCCAUCAUUGUCUUUACUGUAGUAGCGCUUACCCGACACCUUUGUUGUUAAGGACACUUUUAGGUUGCAACCAACUUUUGUUGAAUGUUAUUGACAAAACUCCCUUUUGUAUUACUAUAUAAAUAUAAUAUGCAAUGCCUACUCAUUCAAUAGUUUUUAUAUGCCAUUGUGCCAGUCUUGGUUUUACUAAUUAUUCACAUGUACACACCAGGUUUCUGAUGGCUAGUUUGAAACUUCACACUCCAUAUGUGUUGAAUAAUGAACUGAUGAUAGUACAUGUCUUUCC
Messenger RNA from Cuscuta epithymum, 1771 nucleotides. NCBI's taxonomy places the organism in Eukaryota, Viridiplantae, Streptophyta, Magnoliopsida, Solanales, Convolvulaceae. The record is from the annotation of a GenBank genome assembly.